This is a messenger RNA of Mercenaria mercenaria, 8670 nucleotides long. Its product is annotated as spermatogenesis-associated protein 7 homolog. The coding region runs from base 82 to 2079 and encodes 665 amino acids. Gene Ontology annotation, biological process: microtubule cytoskeleton organization. The record is from RefSeq and is a predicted model, not a curated record. Gene Ontology annotation, cellular component: axoneme; ciliary basal body. The transcript has 11 exons. Lineage: Eukaryota; Metazoa; Mollusca; Bivalvia; Venerida; Veneridae.
AGUUGAUAGAAACCAAUAUGGCCGCCAACUUGAAGUAGUUGCGGUGAAACGAAUUAAUUUUAAUAGAUUUUUCUUUAUAUUAUGGGAGUUCACGGUGGUGAUACAGCCAUGAAGUCUUCAAAUUCUCUACGGGGACAGAUGGGGCUCAGAAGUGGACCAUUAGCACCAACAUCGGCCAAGUUGACGACACAGUAUCUGGUCUUGGAUCACAUGAACAACCACUACAGUAAAAUAACAAAAGCUAGACCUGCUAUUGACAACAAACCUCCAAAAUCUAUGAGCACAAGCCAAAAAGCAAGGGACCGUAAGACUAGAGAUGUUGUCCAGAAGACGGGUAGAAGACCUAUGUCAGCAACAAAAUCCAUGAGUCGGCCACACACCACCACUGGUUACUAUCAGGAUGAGGAUAUCUAUAAUGAAAAUCUAUGGGGAGAAGUGGACCCAGAGGAUGAGGAAGAAAUGAUGAUUCAUAAUAUUAUGCGUACAACGUUACGUGGCAACGAUCCUGUGAGUACUCAGGCUAUGCAUGGCUCAGACCCAAACCAAAAUCCCAAUGAUUUCAGUCCUUAUGCUAGGGUAAGGCAGCGGCCUAGUUCAGCUAGGUCACAACGGUCAAUGGGUAGCGCAGUCUCUCGAACGAUGGUUCAAGUUCCAUCAAAGAAGGGCACUUAUGAUGGCGACAUACUAGAAAAGAGAUCUCAAGUGUUUACAGAGCAGAAGCCUUUCACACCAAGAACAUUAAAGACUGACAGAAAAUCACGACUCAGCCAGUAUAAGUACUACAACAAACUUCCACCAAAAGAGGCAAAAAGCAAAAGUAGAGAAGACGCACCAGAACAGACAACAGAAAAGAAGCAAGUUGAGCCUACAACAGAAACACGACCCCAGCCUAAACCCAGAAACAUUCGCCUAGAUCGGACUCGUGAAGGUCCCGUUACAAUGAAUUCCCUUAUGUUUGAGACCCUCCAUAGUCGUGAUUUUAGUAAGUACGACGAUAAAAAUGGACAGAAUUCUGACAUUCCAAAACUCGAUAUUUCUAUGGAUACGGAUCAUUUGAAAUGGAUAAAAGAACAGGCUUCAAAAGCUAAAGUAAGAUCUAGCAGUGAUACUAUGAAAUCUACAGUCCGAGAAGAAGAUCCGUAUGACCAAAGUGUUGAUUUUGGGAAAACGGGAGAAAUGUCUCUUACAUAUGGAACACUUGGUAGUACAAAAACAAGACCACCUUUAGGGACCAGUAAGAAGAUGACCCCCGAGAUAAUGACCAAACCUGUUCCUACAAAACGCACAGAAAAUAAAGGGGACGAAGAGGCGAUGUAUGUACGGUUUAUGAGGGAUGUAACCAAUGAAGUUUUAGACAGGGGAAUCUAUACAGACAGGGCAUUGAGACAGGUGUUCAAGGCACACAUAGCCAGAAACAAGGGCCAUUUGGAUGAGCUUCGUAUGCAUGAGAUAUUGGACAAUAUCAGGAAGGAGUUGGACAUUCCACGUUAUGAUAUUGAUGAUGAUACCAGUCUGAGUAUGACACAAGACACAGAACCAUUCCCUCAAAAUGGCAUGGAUUCAACGCUUGAGAAAUACAUGUCACCUGACUUUAAACCUUCAAAGUUCAGAGGUCAUGACACUAUAGAUAAUGAAGCCGGAAUGAGCGGAACUUUGGAAACGAGCAUGAAAUCCAGGGCCUCAAAAGUGAGUACUGAACAAUCAGCAGAUUCUUAUCCUUUCAAAAGCACAGAAGACGAUGAGUUAUACAGUACAAUAAGGUCAGACAUGAACAAUACAGCAAAUCUCACAGACACACUAGCACUGAAAACAUACCAGAUGAGCAUCAAUGAGCAAGAAGAGCUCGAAGAAGGGGAGGUAAAUGAAAGUCAUGAGGAAGGGGAGGUUACUCCAAGAGAACAAGGGGAGGUUAAUGCGAGAGCAAUAAGCACUGCUGAUAACAGUACAAGGGUUUCUGAAGAUGAAGAAGAAGAUGAUUAUGAUGAUGAUUAUGAAGAUGAGGGUGAUGAUGAGGAUGAUGGUCAUCAUACGACUGAACCAACAGCAACAUACAGAACUGAUGAUGAUGAUGACUUUUAGAUGAUGUAAAUUUUAUUUGUUGAAUGUUCUUUAAUCAUUAUUCAAAUGUUAUUAGAUUAUUAUGUUUGUAAAUGUGAACAAACAAAAACAUAUCUAGUGUCAAGUAGAUUUUUUUGUAGCUUGCAAUAGGUCAGGAAUGAUUUGCAGGUAUACCUAGCAAUCAUAGUGCACCCUUUUGUAAAUAUAUACUAAUAUCUCACACCCAUAAAAAAAUUUAUGUUUUGGAUGGUUUUUGUAUAAAUUGUCACAGGGUAUUCUGGAUAUUUACUAUUAUUUUACUUUGUGUUUCCUCUUUAUUUUGUAAAAUUAUGUUUUUAUGUUUGUGAUUUUUAAAGAAAUCCGUCUCAUUUAUAAUCCAUCCAUUUUAAGAGUCAUUUAUAUUUAAAAUAGCUCUUUAGUGCAAUCUCUUUAUCAUAUCUGUGUUCUUUGUUUUCACCCGUCUUUGCAUUUAUCUUUUGUCAUCACAUUUAAUGUCAUUAUCAUUUAAGACAUGUUUUAAGGUUUGAUAGAAAACUGUUGGUGAGUGAGUUGUCAGACAUGGACUCCUCUAAGAAAAGCUUUUCACAUGGAUAAAUAGCAAUAUACGUAUGCAAGUUUUUUCCCCCAAAAGUAAUAACGUAUUAGGCUAUCAACAUAUUUAUGUGAUAUUUACUAUUUAGAUGAAGAUGCAGACAAUGCAUAUUGUUUGAGUUAUAUUUUUUAUUUGCUGUCGAUAAGAGAAUUCUUCUUAAUAUGUCUAACCCAGAUACAAUAUAAACACCUUUCUAUGAUUGACCUCCAGAUGUGGAAGUAGAAACUUGAAAAAGAUUUCAAACAUUUUAAUUUUAUGAAAAAACAUCAUUAUUUAAUUGUGACAAAGCUCCUUGAAAAUUGAUGAAUUUUUGCAUAUAUUUUACAAAGACCAUGUGUUUACUACAAGUUUAUUUUCAAAAUGUGAUAACAUACAUAUAAUGUAUGCAUAGUCCUGAAAUGCUCAACUUCUUGUAUAAACUCAGUAUUUUUAGUGUGGUUAUUAUAUAUAGAGAGUCUCAGAGAUGAUGUAUCUACUGAAGGUUGUGACAUUAUGCUCCAUAAUACUAUGCAAUUUUGGCAUUCUCUGGCAGGAAUGGAGAAAAAAACAAUACGAGAAUGUAAUUACAAGGAAAUUACCAAUUGUUAUUAUGGGUCCAUUAUGUUUAUUGAAUUAUAGAGUUAACCACGGUUCAGAAAUAGCUCACUUUGAAUACUGGAAAAUAGUAGCAAUGCAUGCUUAAUUGAUAAUUUUAUAGAACGAUACUCAGUUGGGCCAAAAAUAUAUUUGUUUUCAUUGAAAUGUUUGACUCAAAAGAAUUGAAACCAGUUUUGAAUAUUUAUUUAUUUGAGGAAGGUUGAUUUGUUUCCUGUGCCUGCAUGUGCUAGAAAUGGUGUUGAGGUCUUUGUCAUUAUCAUUAUCUCUGGUGUAUAUACAUGUGUCCAAAAUGUACUGACUGAGAAUCAAGUUUAAAAUGGAAAUAUGUAUUAAAAAUCAUAGGCACUGGUGCUUGAUCUUAAAUUAUCAGCCCUUGAAAAUAGAUUUUUCAGUAUUUUCUGACUUUCAAGGGCAGACAAUUCAUGACCAAGGCUGGGUACCUAUGAUUUCCUUUAUUUGAUUUUUCUGUUUUUGAUUUGAUUCUGUGUCAGUAAACACAGUUUAAAGAAGAAAUUCUGUCCGUAACAAAAUUUUGCCCCAUGUCAAUAUAGUCACUGUGACUAUGAACAUGACAAAAUGAUACCUCAAAGUCCUGGUCUUUCCAAUUGACCGAAUUUCUUUAAACUUUGUUUACUGAAUGCAAAUGAUGACUUAAACAGAAAUAUAAAUUAAAAUGCACAGUUUCUUUGCCUUAAUCUUGAAUUAUCUGCCCUUAAAAAUUGGGUUUUUUAGUAUUUUCUGAUUUUCAAGGGCAGAUAAUUCAAGAUCAGUUUUUGCCUAUACACAUAUAGGAAACUGUCAGAUGUGUCUUUAAAAGGAGUGAUUAUAAAAAACAUGCUGACUGAAUGGCAGACAGUGCAGAUCUUGAAUAGACUGCACGGAUGUGCAGGCCAAUCAUGAUCUACACUGGUCGCAAAAGCAGAAUCAGUUAUCUCCAGCAUGAUAAGGGUUAACACUAAAGUAGAAUAGUUUUCAUACUCACUUACAGGUUAAAAUAAUUUUUUAAAUACAGUUAGAUGUAUAGCAAUAUUUCAUUAUAAUGGCUUUGUGUAUUGCUUUGUUGUUAUUUUUGAAAAUUAUUCAUUUAGUAUUAAAUAAUACAAGAUUUGUGUAAAAGAUAUGCAGUGUUAACUAAAUGGUAUACUGGUACCAAGAAUUGUAUUAAUUUUCUUUGCAUUUUUUGAAAAAUCUUGAAUUUGGGGGAAAAAUCACUUUCAAUUGUUUGUCAGUCAUAGCUGUUAGACAUGUGAGAGUUUGUCACUGCUGAACCAUUUAUUCAGUAUUGUUAUUUCUAAAUUACUGCUGUAUAGAAUAUAUUUUAUAGAUGAUAUAUCACUGUUUUUGUGUCAUAUUUUAUUAUAGAAGAUACAUUGUUAUUUUUCGUGGUCAUAUUUUGUUGUAGAAUAUAUCACAAUGUUUUUCCUGUCAUAUUUUAUCGCAGAAUAUAUCAUGUUUUUCCUGUCAUAUUUUAUUGUAGGAUAUAUCACAAAGUUUUUCCUGUCAUAUUUCGAUAUAUACGAUAUCAUAUUUUUCCUGUUUUAUUAUGUCUCCCACCACAUAGUGGUGUGGGAGACUUAUUGAUUUACUCCUGUCUGUGUGUGUGUGUCUGUCUGUCUGUCUGUGUGUCUGUCUGUCAGUCUGUCACAAAUCUUGUCCGCACUCUAAGUCGAACAUUUCUCAUCCCAUCUUCACCAAACUUGAACAAAAUGACACUGUAAUAUACAUCUGGAGGCAUGCCCCUUUAAUAUGCACUGUAUAAGUGGAUAUAUUGGCAGGUAAAAAAGUUUGUGAAUUUGUUGAUUCCAGGUUUUCGCAAGUGGAGAUAUUUGUUAAUCGCUGAAAACUGAAGUGACACAGCAACAAGUAAUAACAUCUAUAAAAUAUCACAAAUCAAACUAAAUCAACAUCAUUUGAGUUGCUAGUUUAUGAAUAGCUAAACUUCCUGCAUGACUUAUAUAAAUGCAUCAUAUUUGCACAGGGUAUGAUCAAAACAUCUUUCACCAAGUGAAGCCCACCUACUUAGCUCAAUAGGGAGAGUGCAGAAUUAGGGAUCACAGGGUUGUGAGUUUGAUCUCCUGGCAAGGCGUAUGUUCUCCAUGACAGUUUGAUAAAAGACAUUGUGUCUGAAAUCAUUUGUCCUCCACCUCUGAUUCAUGUGGGGAAGUUGGCAGUUACCUGCGGAAAACAGGUUUGUACUGGUACAGAAUCCAGGAACACUGGUUAGGUUAACUGCCCACGGUUACAUGACUGAAAUACUGUUGAAAAAUAGCGUUAAACCCAAAACAAACAAAAUUCACCAAGUGAACACCAGAUGCAAUAUUUUCAUAAGCCACGAGAAAGAAACUGAAAUCUGGUGUUCACAAGUGAAAGCCUGUAAAACAAGCAUAUUAUAUUUCAUAUUUUGUCAGUCACUUUAAUAAAGCUGUAUCCAUUUCGCUCAUGCAAACUCAUGCACAACAUAAUGCCAUCUCAGUGUACAUGUUUGAAAAAGUUAAAAUAGUUCUUUGAGAUUAUAUAGAUUUCUUAGACUAUUACAUUUGAAUAUUAAAAGAGCAUUUGAUUUUAUGUUUUUGUCAAAAAUUAUGUACAUCUUUGCCUUUAUUGAGGAAUAUUUUUAUGCCCCCGGCAUCUACUGAUGCGGGAGGCAUAUAGUGAUUGUCCUGUCCAUCCGUCCGUUCGUUCGUUUGUUCGUUCGUCCAUCCAUACGAGAAUAACCAAAUGGGACCGUUUCGUCUAGCAUCAAUACCUCUUACUAGAAUGACUUGAUACUAAUGCAGAUGUAACCUGUGACCAUUCCUCAUCUUCAGACAUCACCUGACCUCAGUUUGACCUUGACCUCAUUUUGGACUUAGGUUGCUUUAUAUGGGCCAUCCCUUGGUUAACCAAAUGGGACCGUUGCAUCUAGCAUCAAUACCCCUUACUAGAAUGACUUGAUACUAAUGCAGAUGUAACCUAUGACCAUUCCUCAUCUUCAGACAUCACCUGACCUCAGUUUGACCUUGAACUUGACCUCGUUUUGGACUUAGGUUGCUUUGUAUCGACAAAGAUGCCACAGGGGGCUUCAAGCGUUUAUUGAACGUAGCUUUUUGUUCAUUAUGAAUUUCUGUAAUUCAUAUUCUUGUUACAGUGAAAAAUAUGUUUGACAUUUUGUUUACUGUGAAAUAACCACAAAUAUUUCACUAUUAUUAAAGAGUCACUUAAUUCUGUUUAACUCAACUGAACAUCUCCUUUCAGGUGAGAUUUGUUUCAUUUCUUGAAAAUAUUGCAAUAACCCGCUAGGAAACAUAUAAUAAACUAGUUUUCAACAUAUUAUACAGAUGAAAUUAUAAUUUUGUUAAUAAAUAUUUGUUCUUUUUGUUGUUUUUUUGCAGUUGCUAAUGGAUGCAAUUUCUAAAUUUAAAAAAAAUUGACAAAGCUAGCUGGAGGCAUGCUCACUGGUAGUAAUAUUUCAAGAUAGAAAAUAAGACUUUGUUUUCCUUGGUUUUAAUAUGUAGAAGAUGCCAAUAUAUGUAAAUGAUCAAACUUUUAUUAAGGUUUUUCUUUCUAUGAUUAAUCAGAGGAUGGUUACAGAUUGUAACUUUUGGUAUUAUAAUUUUAGCUGAAAUAUUUAGUUUUGUGCAAUAAGUUAUUGCCAUGCAUUUGCUAGUUAUAUCAGAUGUUUUAUGAUCUCCAGAUAUACAAAUGUGUGUCUGUUUCUGAAAUGGCUCCAUCCAACAAGUCUCAGUGACAGUCUUGAAAGUUUUUAUAUAUUUAAAGAUCUGUAGCCUGUCUUUUUUUCAGAUUUUACAGGAAGUUUUUAGACAUGCAUAUUAAUGUCAUUCAUGUUUAAUUUUACUGGAAAAUCUGUUUUUCAAGUUAUAGUAUGAACCUGUGGUAACAUUUUACUUGCUUGAUCUAUUAAGGUAGUUCUGCACGUUUGGAUCGAAAAAUUUUCUACAAUGUAAAAUUUGAUAAAACACUGAUCUUUCAAAACUUCGGAAUAUACUUAGAAAAUUCAGCAAAUAAAAAAGAUAGGGUUGUGUGCUUGAUUUUUUGCUAGACUGAUUUGAAAAAAUCGGAUCUCGCGCAAUUUUUUAUAAUAUUAUAUGGGAGUCUACGGGAAAAUCACAGCUUUCAUAACUUUGUCGUGAAUAGAAAUAUUUCUACAAUGUAGUUUUUAAUGAAACUUCUCAGUUGUAAAUAAACAUUUGGCCUAUAUUUUGGAGAAAUAAAAUGUAUAGGUCCGUGUGCUUAUUUUUGAGAUAUUUGACCAUGAUUAAAGUGACCCGCACAUUUCAAGACAUUAUUUUGAAUUAUCUAACAUGUCAGAUGUUUUAAUAUCAUAUUUUAACUUUAGAAAGAACGUAACAGUGUAAUUGUAAUAAAUUUACCCACAGGUUACCAUUAAUUUAUAAACUGAUUUUCAUUUCCGUACGCUGAAUCCAGACUUUAUUCUACAUUUUCCGGAUAAAUGACGUUACGCUAUCACUUCCGGUUUAUCAGACGCGCAGAACUACCUUAAAAGUGUGACUACAGCAGAUUUGGAAAUUUUCACGAUUAUUUUAGUUUCAACAGAGCAACUCACAAAUUCCAAAUAGUUUUGAAAGAAACAUUUUCUCAUAUAGCAUAACUAAAUAUGAAGUGAAAGUUCUUAGUGAGUUUUACUGUAUCUUUGAAAAAGAGUGUUUGACAGGUGUCUUUGAAAAUGUUAGUGCAACAGGUUUCUGAGAAAAUGCAAGUUUGACUGCUGUUUUUGAAAAUGUGAGUUUGACUGGUUUCUUAGAAAAUGCAAGUUUGACUGGUACCUUUCCAAAUGCAAAAUAAACGUGACUUGCAAAAUACCCAAUUCUUAAUGGAUUUACUGUUCUGCUGUAGGUAUUUAAGAAAUCUAGUAGCUUUUACAAGUCCAUAUUUAUAUCUUAUUUAGUUAUUAGAAGAAAAACUUAGACCACUUGUCUUCAAAGCUAUAAUUAUUUUGCUUUAAUUCUGCUUGUUGGACAAUGUGCUGAAUUUGUAGCUGUAUUGGUAGUUGCAGCAGACUCAAGACUGCAAUAUAAAAUGAUGCAGUAUUAGAGCUAAACAUCAACAAAAGGAUCAGUUAGGGUUAGAUCAGUCCGUUUCUGGCUUCAGUGAUAUAAGAUUGAGACUGGAGACCAGUCUGCAAUAUCCAGCAUCUGAUUGGUCGUUUUUAGAAGGUUGUAUUCUGAGACUGGUCGCCAAAUUCAGUUUUAUAGUCUCAGACCCUGAUCAGUUUUGGUUCUUAAAAAGUAAGCUAGCUAAGGAUAAAAACUUUGUAUGUAAAGUUUUAUUUAAUCUUGUGUACUAGAAACAUUCCAUAUAUUAUGUUAUGUUACAUGUUUUAAGAUUUUUAGGAAAAUCUAUAUUAUUGAGAUAGUUCCUUUUACAUAUUUGUUGCAAUGAAAUAAAUGUUAUAUUGAAUUGUU